Hylaeus anthracinus is the source of this 1282-nucleotide messenger RNA. RefSeq names its product larval cuticle protein A3A-like. The transcript is spliced from 2 exons. The record is from RefSeq and is a predicted model, not a curated record. Gene Ontology annotation, cellular component: extracellular matrix. NCBI's taxonomy places the organism in Eukaryota, Metazoa, Arthropoda, Insecta, Hymenoptera, Colletidae. The coding region runs from base 565 to 1227 and encodes 220 amino acids.
UAUAAUGCUGUUUCAGUAGAUAGAUAACAGAGUAUUGGUUGCAAUGAUAAAAAGAUGAAUAUAUUACCCGGGAGGUAAACUGUGCGAACGUAUAUUUAAAUUCAAUUUAAAUUUAUUUUAAUAGCGUAGGUAUUAUACAACAUUUAUUUUAUCUAUUAGAAUCGUUUUCAGAUUAACAUUUGUACAUUUCAUAAUUCAUAUAACGAUGGUAGCAUACAAUGCUGUCUCAGUAAUAGAUAAUAGAGUAUAGUAAUAUAAAAAAAAAAUGAUAACAGAGUAUUGGAUUCGAUGAUAAAAAGCCGAUUAAUAGGCUACCCAGUCGGUAAAGCAUUAAGUAACUCGUAGCAAGGACGUGGCCUAGUCCACCACGGCGGUCUUCACGAUGGUCCAACGACCAUCGUCGGUGUUCGAAUUGUUCGUGUUGGGCGUGGUUCGAUUUCUUGCUCAAUUUUGUGCCACUCUGCGGCCGCGAAUCGGGUGACCGUCGAAGGUACCGUCACCCAGUUACGUCAGCGUGCCCGUGGGUCCUGGUUGCGCGGUAUAAAAGCCGAAAACCACCCGAGCAUGGUAUCAUUCGCAUCACAGACAGACAGAUCAAGAGAUCUACCAAUCAAGAGAGCUACAAUGGCCUUCAAGUUCGUCGCCUUCGCCGCCCUCGUAGCAGCAGCCAAUGCUGGAGUGCUGGCUCCAGCACCGCUGGCCUACGCUCCCGCCGCUCCGCUGACUUACACCGCGGCAGCUCCAUUGGCAGUCGCACCUGUGGCGAAGACGCUCGCCGUCGCCCCCGUGGCCAAGGCAGUGGACGCCGACUUCGACCCCCAUCCUCAGUACAGCUAUGCCUACGACGUCCGCGACAGCCUGACCGGUGACGACAAGAGCCAACAGGAAACCCGCGACGGAGACAUCGUCCAAGGCAGCUACUCCCUCCUCGAGUCCGACGGAACCAGGCGCAUCGUCGACUACGUCGCCGACCCAGUCAACGGAUUCAACGCCGUAGUCCGUAAAGAACCAGCCGCCGCUUCCAUCGUCGCUGCUGCUCCAGUAGCUAAAAUCGCUGCUCCAGUUGCCUACGCGGCACCCAUCGCCAAGUACGCCGCUGCUCCGGUCGCCUACGCAGCACCCAUUGCAAAGUACGCCGCUGCUCCGGUCGCCUAUGCUGCACCAGUCGCCAAAAUCGCCGCUUCGCCCUUCGCCUAUGCUGCCCCAGCCCAAGCUUACCUCCACUGAACCGAUCUGUCAUCCAUAGGAAUAAUGCUCCACGAAUAAAGUCAUUUUUUAGCAA